AUGGAGACAAUUAUGGAAGAAGGCGCCGUUGCUGUUCAUCUGACAGGGAAAAGUCCUGUGCCGCCGAUGAAAUUCCUGGGCGAAGGACUUCUGCGCAAAGAUCGCCGUAAGAAGAGGGCUGUUCAAAGGGAGUCUCGACAGUACUCUGCCGAGGACGCUGCCGUUCAAACAUCCAUUGAGAUGGAUGACGUCUUCGUAAGGCUUUCCUAAGAUUUUUCAGUUUUUUCAUAGGUGGCCCUGUCUUGAAAGGGUAUUAUUUUGAACCAGCAUUUUUUUCAAAAUCAGGAUUCACGCAAAAAACGACCAUCUAAAUUUUAUUUUCAAUGCUACGAUGUACAUGAACAAUUUUUUUAAAAUUUAAAUAUAACUGAAGUUUAGAAAAAAAAUUAUAGGUCGACUACGAGCCGAUCAGAGCCAACACCGUCUGCCAUCCCAACGUGCAGCAAGUUGUCGAUCGCAACUACAGAACCGUGGUUCACCAAGCAUAUGAAGAUCAACCUCUGGAAGGAGAAGCCACCUUGGCCGACGUGUAUGUUUCAAUACAAUUUUCCAGAAAAAAGGGCUUUUUUCAGCAUGUGGUGCGUGGUUGGCUGUGUAGGAGUCUUGGUUGCGCUCAUUCUGAUCGGACUGGCUCUGCGAGCCCACGUCGAGAGUCUUGGCCAGAACAUCCACCGUGCUCGCGUCGUGGCCAACAUGCCGAUCUUCGACGAUGGAGCAAGGCCUACUUUCGACUGA
Messenger RNA from Caenorhabditis auriculariae, 735 nucleotides. The record is from the annotation of a GenBank genome assembly. Lineage: Eukaryota; Metazoa; Nematoda; Chromadorea; Rhabditida; Rhabditidae.